CACAGAGCAAAAGCCAUUGAAAAUGGUCUGGAUGAAUUUUUUGGUAGCAGCCUUUGUUGUUGGACUCUUGCUGGAACCGGCCCAUGCUUACAAGGUACGAACACAUGGAUUUUGGGGUGGCCGCCGUGGAAAAAAGAGUAACGCCAAAGGUACACUUCGAGGCAGCCACGUAAUCCGUCAUCCUGUAAUUUCAUUGAACUAUCACAAUGAUAUCCCCACGGAUCCCAUCAAAAUCGAAAGAAACCCUUUUCGUCCCUCAUCACAUCGUUCGUUCUUUAAGAUUCAUGACGGCAUUUCUGGAGAGAAUGGAAAGAAGGAAGUUACACGACUACUAGUAAACGAACUACUUCAUGGAAGCAGUAACUCUGAAUCAAGCAGCAGUGGCAGUGGUAGCUCUAUCUCUGGUAGAAGCAGUGGCGAAAGUGGCUCCUCAGAGAGUAACAGCAGUGGAUCAUCAUCCAAAGGAGGUAGCGAGAGCAGUAGUUCUUUCUCAGGUUCAUCCUCCAAUGGAGGCAGCAACAGUGGCAGAUCUGGUUCAUUCAGACAUAGAGGUAGUGAAAGCCGUGGCUCUUCUGGUUCAUCCUCUGAAGGAAGUAGUGAGAGCUUCAGUGCUUCUUCCUCUGAUAGAGACAGUGACGAAAGUGGAUCCUUUGAUACAAAUAAUUACAAUAGUGGUUCAACUUUUGAGGAAGAGAAUGGGAGCAGUGGUUCCUUUUCCAGAAGAGGUAGCUCUAGUGAAGACAAUGGCUCUUCUGACACAAGCAGUAAAGGCAGCGGAUCAUUUUUAGAUGGAAGUAGCGAGAGUAGCGAUUCCUUCUCUGUGGGAAGUCGCAACAGUGGCCGUAGAGGUAGGCACAGAGAUGAUCAUGGCUCCUCUGAUGCAGACAGUAAAGGCAGUGGUUCAUCCUCUGAGGGAGGUAGUGACAGUAGCAGUUCUAGUGGCGGAAGCUCCGGAAGUUCUUCCAGUAAUUCCAGGCAUGUAAAAAAAGACAUAACAAACCUUCUGGAUCACCUUCAGCUCUAAACAAGUAACAUACGACACCAUGUUACAUAUUAUUUGUUUUAUAAUCUGCAGCACAAUGCACUUAAUGCAUAAGUGUGCACGAUAUAUACACCGUAAGUGUUAUAAUCGUCUAAGAAACUUUUGAUGUAAUCAAGUAAUUUUAGGAAACUACGGGCUUUUAAAUGUAUUUGUUAGAAAUAGGAAACAAUUAAAGUAAUAACAUAAAUUGUUUGAUUUAAAUCUGCAGCACAAUGUACUUAAUGCAUCAGCAUACCAUACACUGUAAGUUAUAAUAUUACAAUCGCCUGAGAAGGUUUUGAUGUAAUCAAAUAAUUUUAGGCAAUUAAAGGCCUAACAGUAAUUGUAUUUGUUAUAAAAUUAAUUUCAAUUUCAAUUAUGAUUGGAAAUAAAUAUAUGAAGUGCA
Molecule: messenger RNA, 1427 nt
Organism: Anneissia japonica
Lineage: Eukaryota; Metazoa; Echinodermata; Crinoidea; Comatulida; Comatulidae
Product: protein rtoA-like
Exons: 2
Coding region: 23-1024 (333 amino acids)
Source: RefSeq, a predicted model, not a curated record